This is a messenger RNA of Dicentrarchus labrax (European seabass), 3039 nucleotides long. RefSeq names its product dopamine receptor D5a (gene drd5a). The record is from RefSeq and is a predicted model, not a curated record. Gene Ontology annotation, biological process: adenylate cyclase-activating adrenergic receptor signaling pathway. Bases 366 to 1748 code for a protein of 460 amino acids. Gene Ontology annotation, cellular component: plasma membrane. The transcript has a single exon. Gene Ontology annotation, molecular function: G protein-coupled receptor activity; dopamine neurotransmitter receptor activity. Lineage: Eukaryota; Metazoa; Chordata; Actinopteri; Moronidae.
GUUGUCUGCGCCCAGCCCUGGUUAGGUUAGUGUGUGUCAGGCUGCAGGGACUCCCUCCUCACCCACACCGCGCUCAGGAUACCUUGGACUGGAGGGAUUCACAGAGGCAGCCAGGUCAGACGACCGGACCCAGCAAGGCUGCAUCAUGCGCUCGCCACUGCUUGCUACGUUUCAGCCCCUCAGCGCACCUGGCACGUCGCUUGGCUCAGUCUUAACGCGCUCACUUAUCUCUUUCCGUAUGUUUUGCACUCCACAUCAGGCUGGCAGCCGAACGGGUCAAUGGGGACAAUACGGUGAGUGGCUGACAACUGCACCCGUCCCCGCGCACGGAGCAAUGGACUGCAGUUUUACUUGAAGAGAGGCACAUGGAGAACCCAGCCAAGUAUCUGUCAUCGGUGCAGGGGAUUGACUCUGUGCCGGCACCCCUAGGAGAGAUUAUGUGGAACAGCACCGAAACGGAGGCAACAGACGACGCGAGGCAGGAUAUGGUGGUGCGUACAGUGACAGGCUGUCUGCUGUCCCUACUCAUCCUAUGGACCCUGCUGGGGAACAUCCUGGUUUGCUCCGCGGUGCUGCGCUUUCGGCACCUGCGGACCAAAGUCACCAACAUUUUCAUCGUCUCCCUGGCUCUGUCGGAUUUAUUCGUGGCCGUCCUGGUGAUGCCCUGGAAAGCAGUGGCUGAGGUGGCGGGCUAUUGGCCGUUUGGCACUUUCUGUAACGUCUGGGUCGCUUUUGACAUUAUGUGUUCCACCGCUUCCAUCCUCAACCUCUGUAUUAUCAGCGUGGAUAGAUAUUGGGCCAUCUCGAGCCCCUUCCGCUACGAGAGGAAAAUGACCCAGCGUGUUGCCUUUGUUAUGAUAAGCAUCACUUGGACGUUGUCUGUGCUCAUUUCAUUCAUACCGGUCCAGCUAAACUGGCACAAAGCCAGCGAUGACGACGUGGCCGGGACUCACAACUCUUCCACGAGUCGGCAGAUAGAGGAAAACUGCGACUCCAGCCUGAGCAGAGAGUAUGCUAUAUCCUCCUCUUUGAUAAGUUUCUAUAUUCCCGUGGCAAUUAUGAUUGUGACUUACACCAGAAUAUAUCGGAUUGCACAAAUACAAAUUAGGAGAAUAGCCUCCCUGGAGAGAGCAGCAGAGCACGCUCAAAGUUGCAGGACCAACAGAAUAGAGUGCCAACACCACAACACCUUGAAAACGUCGAUUAAACGGGAAACCAAAGUGUUCAAAACUCUGUCGGUGAUUAUGGGUGUCUUUGUGUGUUGCUGGUUACCCUUCUUCAUCCUGAACUGUAUGGUCCCGUUCUGCGACAGACCGGCCACAGACAGGGACGCGGGCCUGCCGUGCGUCAGCGAGACCACUUUCGACGUCUUUGUGUGGUUCGGCUGGACCAACUCCUCCCUGAACCCCAUCAUUUACGCCUUCAACGCCGAGUUCAGGAAGGCCUUUGCCAGCCUCUUGGGCUGUCGCAAUUUCUGCCCCAGCACGCCAGUGGAAACUGUUAACAUCAGUAAUGAGCUGGUCUCAUACAAUCAAGACACCCUCAUCCACAAGGAAAUCGCGAACGCCUACGUCAACAUGAUCCCCAACGUGGUUGAAUGUAUUGAGCAUGAAGAGACGUUUGACAGGAUUUCACAGUUUUCUCACAAUAAUGAAAAUGCCACCGACUCGGUUUGUGACUUGGAGGACUGCGAGGCAGACAUCAGUCUUGAGAGGAUGUCACCGUUCACACCCAAUGGAUUGCACUAACUCCUAACUUUGUGUCUCCUCGUGCGUAAUUGGAUGUAUUGAUAAUAAUGCCAUCGUUCAUUCAUCUCCUAUCUCCUACACGCUUCUCUCCAUAUGGAGUCCACAGGUCAGGGUUUAUACUAAGCUACUGAGCAGAGCCCCUUGCAACUGGUGAGGGAUCUAUAGUGACUUGCUCACGGACACUGUAGCCACCGGGCCACCCUGCCGCCGCUUUGCGUUAUAUAUGAGAUGUGAUGUUGUUGUCCUGUUCUGAAAAAAAAAAAAAAAAACAAGUGAUGUGUAGGUGUUUAUUUACAUGACAAGUGAAGUCUUUGUUCAUUUGUUCAAAGGUUCAGUGUAGUUGAAGCUGUUGUUUACUCGAAGGCGUCACUCGGAGCGUCUGUGUCUCAUGCCCAUCCACUUGGAGGGGGGAAAUGUUUGUAGAGAAUCACUUGAGGAAUCAUAAUGGAGAACCUUUUGCUGCUUGAAAACCUCAUGUGUAUCCAGUGCCCGUCUUUCCACUGAGUAUUGAAAACUGAGGGCAGCCUUACAGUUCUACUCAAAUGCAGUCAUUUCAGCGCCUUAUAGCUUAUUCAAAGAAGAGAUUUGAAACAUGAAAGGAAUGUGUGGUAUUGGAGUUUAAGUUACAUGAUGCCAAAAUGCAGUAUUAACGUGUUUACCCACUGCACCCACCCCAGUGACUCCUCCAGCACUCCCUCUCUGCACCUCAUGGACUACAUGCAGUUUGGUCCAGGCUCAGAUGGCCGGAUGCUUUGAUGGAGCAAAACUUGAUGUAAAAGGAACAAAAAAAAAAAAAAGAAAAGAAGUUAGCCUGUUUACAUUGGAAUCAGUAAUCCAUAUCAAAGAAUUUUACUAGAAUUCGCCACAGUCAUUUUAACAGUCAAAAGUCUUUUCUGUGAUCUUUCAUUUCUUAUUGAGGCCAAAACGACUGAAUGGUUGUGCUAUAUCAACCACAGCUCUUACUGAACUAACAAAAGAAAAGAAAAGCAAGAAUCAAGACUGUCUUAAAUGACCAAAGAUUUCCAGGAGUGACUCAAUAACUCAACACUAUAAGGCUACUGCAGUUUGUCAGCUAGAGGAAUUGUUGCUAUAGAAAACCUACAUACACAUACACACACACGCGCAAGGCCACUGGGCCAACAAAACUGGAUGUCAUACAUUACCUCUCCCACACCUCUCUUUAUCUUUGUACUGUACAGAUGACCUGAUCUGAAUGUAUACAACUGUCCUUUAAACAGUGAAGUGUGUCAUCAUUUGUCUAAUAAAAUGCUGUCAUGCUGAGAGAACAGAA